Messenger RNA from Parascedosporium putredinis, 570 nucleotides. NCBI's taxonomy places the organism in Eukaryota, Fungi, Ascomycota, Sordariomycetes, Microascales, Microascaceae. The record is from the annotation of a GenBank genome assembly.
AUGCUCGACCUCGUCUCGAGCUUUUGGGGAAAUGGAGCCCUCUGCACGUUUGUCGCAGCAGAGAUGCACUUGCUUCAAAAACAGCACCAUCAUCCCCUAAGUCCUCAACACCCCGACAACCAGUUACGCUCUCUCCCGCUCGACGACCGCUCCGCCAACUUCUUCUCCCCUGGUCCCGAGAAACGCGGCUCCAAGCUCUCGAAGCGCAAUCCGUCGGCAUGCUCCGGCUGCACCAAGGUCUUUUGUCGCGACCAGAACUUGCCCUUUUGCAAAGAUGCCAAGGACGAGGACAUGCAGACCAUGUGCUUCCAGCGCGACUCUGUCAAGGAUCGCUUCAUCGUCUGGGGAUUCAUCCUCGGCGUCUUUGGCUUGCUCGGCUGGGCUGGGGCUCGAAAGAUUAUGGAGAUUAGAGGGAUCAGGGCCGCGGGGACCGGCACAAGGGGCGGGCGGUUCCUAUCGACGGGUGGGCUGAGGAAUUGGAUGGAAGCCCUGACGUUUUUGGUAGAGGCGGAAUCCCGUCUGGUGGCUACUUGCCCGAUAUUUGAUUCAACAUUUACCGGCGUUGCAUGA